This is a messenger RNA of Anopheles maculipalpis, 3635 nucleotides long. RefSeq names its product sodium/hydrogen exchanger 3 (gene Nhe2). The record is from RefSeq and is a predicted model, not a curated record. Gene Ontology annotation, cellular component: membrane. The transcript has 19 exons. NCBI's taxonomy places the organism in Eukaryota, Metazoa, Arthropoda, Insecta, Diptera, Culicidae. Bases 7 to 3600 code for a protein of 1197 amino acids. Gene Ontology annotation, biological process: sodium ion transport; proton transmembrane transport; regulation of pH. Gene Ontology annotation, molecular function: sodium:proton antiporter activity.
ACGACGAUGGCUGUGACGCUGAAACAGGAGGUUAAUUUAUCGCGCCGUGCCUGCAGGCCUACAGACCGCUCACCGGAGCAGUGGACGCUGUUGACGCCCCGCGCGUCAGGCAUCUGUGACUGUCUUCGGCAUUACAGCGGCGCUAGUGAUUGUGGCGAACGAGGUGCUAACAGCUCGGAACUCACGGAACGCUGCACCAUCCAAAGUGGUAGCCUUCUGACGUGCCUACUGGCUACCGUCGUGAUGUGUGCGGGUCAAGUGUUAUUAAAGCUGCGCCGCAGCACCGGUGGCUGGGAGCUGCAUCGGCCACGGCUCGGCAGUUUGUGUAUAUAUGUAGUGUUCUGCAGCGCGUUGCUAUCGCACAAUGCCUUCGUUCUAGCUAGGCCAAACCUAAGCGCACCGGCCAGCGGCGAGAAGCCGGUCGCCGGUCAAUUAUCGCCUGUGGAUCUGGUGUUCGAUGCCAGUAGCGGACCGCUAACGAGUGCGAGUCAAUUAAAACGUUCUGCCGAGGCGGCGGCCAUCAUCGCAACAACCGUACCGUCGUCGAACGUCGACGGUGGUCAUGGCGAUGAGACCGCAGUCGGACAUGGCAAGGCGGCUGAAGGUGAGGGCGGACAUGGCCACGACCGGUAUCCCGUUUCGCAGGUGGACUUUUCGCGCGUCGAAACUCCGUUCGUGAUCGGUGUCUGGAUUCUGUCUGCUAGCAUAGCGAAGAUUGGUUUCCACAUGACGCCCAAGCUGAGUCGCAUUUUCCCCGAAUCCUGCCUGCUGAUCGUGGUCGGCGUCAUCAUCGGUGUGCUGUUGCGGUACGCAACCAACUUGCACGUGUCGCCCCUGACACCGGAAACGUUCUUCUUCUACAUGCUGCCGCCGAUCAUCCUCGACGCCGGCUACUUCAUGCCGAACCGCAUGUUCUUCGAUAACAUUGGCACCAUCCUCCUGAUGGCUGUGAUUGGUACGAUAUUCAAUAUCGCCACCAUCGGUACCUCGCUGUGGGCCUGCGGUCAGACCGGCAUCUUUGGCGUCGACCUACCGUUUCUGCACAUCUUCCUGUUCGCGUCGCUAAUUGCAGCCGUCGAUCCGGUGGCAGUGCUGGCUGUGUUCGAGGAGAUACACGUCAACGAGGUGCUCUACAUUGUGGUGUUCGGUGAAUCGCUGCUUAACGAUGCUGUCACUGUUGUAAUGUAUCAUAUGUUCGAGGUGUACAACCAAAUAGGUGCUAGCGAAAUCAUAGCCGUUGACAUCAUAUCAGGCGUUGCAUCAUUCUUUGUGGUUGCACUCGGCGGUACCAUUAUCGGUGUCAUCUGGGGCUUCCUGACUGGAUUGGUGACACGCUUUACUGAUCACGUGCGCGUUAUCGAACCGAUCUUCAUCUUUGUGAUGGCUUAUCUGGCGUACUUGAAUGCGGAAAUUUUCCACAUGAGCGGUAUCCUGGCCAUUACUUUCUGUGGAAUAACGAUGAAAAACUAUGUCGAGCAGAACGUGUCGCACAAAUCGCACACUACCAUUAAGUACGCACUGAAAAUGUUGUCCUCCUCGGCGGAAACGAUCAUCUUCAUGUUCCUGGGCGUUGCCACCGUUAACAACCAGCAUGUGUGGAACACUUGGUUCGUUUUGCUGACAAUAAUCUUCUGUUCAGUGUAUAGAAUUUUAGGUGUUUUGAUACUGUCAGCGUUAGCGAAUCGUUUUAGAAUUCACAAGCUAACUAAAGUAGAUCAAUUUGUUAUGUCUUAUGGAGGCCUUCGAGGAGCUGUUGCGUUUGCUUUAGUGUUAUUGGUGGAGAAGGAUCACAUUCCGCUGCAGCCAAUGUUCUUGACGACGACGAUUGCGGUCGUGUACUUUACAGUAUUCCUGCAGGGCAUCACCAUAAAACCGCUAGUCAAAAUACUGAAUGUGAAGCGUUCGAGCAAACGCAAACCAACCAUGAACGAGCGUAUCCACGAACGGUUUAUGGAUCACAUGAUGGCUGGCAUUGAGGAUAUCGUGGGCAAGACCGGCAACUACAAUAUACGCGAUAAGUUUAAGAGAUUCGACAAUAGGUUCAUUCGUCCAUAUUUGAUCAAGAAUUUACAGGGUCCGGAGCCGAAGAUUUUGGAAACCUACUCUAAGCUAACGAUGCGCGACGCCAUGGACUACAUGCGGCGCAACCCAUCCACCAUCGGACAAAUGUCUGGAACUGAAUCAAUGAGUGCAUUAUUUAGAAACUACACGUCCUACUUCGGCGGAAGGUGCGGCGCCACAAUGCUCGGCACAUGCCCUAGCUUUACGAACCUUGAAAAUUCGACCCGCAACCUGGACAUGCAGGAGCUGGAUUACAAUCCUUCGAAGAAAGACUUAACGGAUGCCAAAAUACAUCAUUUGCUGUCGGAAGAGCUUAAACCAUACCGCCGGGCCCGAAGACUUAGCUACAGCCGGCAUGCUGUGGAUGAUCGCGAUCUUUCAACACAGGUCAACUACAAAAUGCAGAUGAACAUACGCCGUAUGAUAAGUGAAAAGAAACAUCACAAGCGUAGCAAGCGCGUGAAGGAUGGCAAGCAGCAAAACCACGUCUCGUUCCCGGAAUUCGCGCAGAACGGAUCGGCGAAACAGUUUGCGAACGAUUACAUCAACGAAGUUCUGCACGAGGACAACGAGGACGAAGAAAGACAGGCGGGACCGGCGGAAGACUGGGACGGAGGUGGCCUUACGUUUACCGCCAAAUCAUCGCUGGACGAAAGGGGAGCAGAAAAGGAAGACAAAAGAUUUGCCCGAGAGUCACGAUUUUUGGAAUCGGAGCAACGUGUCGCAACACCGACUGCAAUCGAAUCGGUCCUACCCUGGAAACGGGUCGACGAGAGUGACGAUAAUGGUGCUAUCAAACAGAACGAAUUCCCAUCGUGGGCUUCGAACAAGGAGUAUCUAGCUUACAAUUCACCAAGUGCAACAUUUUUGGGUGGCUUAACGCAACCUAAACAGGCUAAGUCCGUAAUAGGUCUGUUCCGGCGCGAAAGUUCCGGUUCCGGCGGGGUCGUCAUCGGCGGAGUGACUGAUUCCGAGACAUCGACCCCGGUGGCGGCAACCACACCGGUCGGCCGUGUAGCGGUACCGAAGGACAAACGGUCGGCCUCGAUCGCCGGCUACAUCACGAUCGAUGGCGGAGAUGCGGCCGGCAACCCGAUGCUGGAUCCGCUCGGUAUCUCGCGGGCCGGGCCGCACGCGAAUGCGUUCCCGGUGACCGCUAGCCAUCGGCGUAACAAUCGGCGCGGCUCGAUGCUGGAACUAAGCGGCGAGGCAAUCCCAGAAGAAAACUACACCAAAUCCCUACCCGAACGAGACAAGUACGGAGCCCGCCGAGCACCAGCUCUAAUCAAAGCGUCGUCCACCAACACACCGAAGUCGGCUGCCGGGCGUCGUUCGGGCGGUCCGGUGAACCCACAAACUACAGCCCUCCUGUCCGCCAGCUCGACCGAUUCGGACGAGGAUGACGAUGUGGUGGACGGUGGCCACCGGCACCGGUCCGGUGAUGCAACGCGCCGACUAAAUGGCGGGGAAGACGACGAGGAGGACGAGGACGACGAUGACGAGGACGAGGACUGUGCGGACGAGCAGCAUCCCAUAUGAGAAAUAUUCAUCUAGGGUAGUCGCUUGUACUAUCG